AUGGCGAGGAAAGGAGGGGAGAAGGAAGAGGAGGAGGAGGAUGAGGAGGAGGAGACGACUGGCGUCGCGACCGGGGUGGUGAGGGUAAAGAGGGAGCUGCUGGCGGCAUGCAUGACGUGCCCCCUCUGCCACAAGCUCUUCCGUGACGCCACCACCAUCUCGGAGUGCCUCCAUACCUGUGAGUCUCUUCAUCCUCUCCCUUCCCAUCCUCUCCCCCCAGGGAUUUCGACGCGCAUCCGGGCUUUCCCCCUUCAUCUGGUUCUUUUUCUCUAUACGGGUUCUGCCCAUAGGCCGCCGAGUUCAUGAUCUGGUUUCCUGGCGGAUUUCCUCGAGAGAACCAACGAUGGAAGUGGGCUUGUCCCCGUCCUCCAUCUUCUACGACGGGUACAUUCCUGCGAGCAUGGAAUGAGGUCGUGCUUUCUUCCCCGCUGUUUUGGUUCUUCCAAGCGGGCUUUCUCGGUGGCUUCAAGGGGGGGUAUCCCUGUGGAGUCCGUCGUCCUCAUCCGCUGCGUGAGAUCAGACGGGAUUCUUCGUAAUACUGCUACGAUUGCGCGGAGAGGCCAGACUUCGUUCAUGUGAUCGUCAUGGGUCCCAUUACGAUAUCUGGGAAACAAAAGAAAUUGACGUUUUUGGUCCGUGGGUCGUCGGCCUGGUUUAACUGGGAAACAAAAGGCUUUACUUGGGAGUCACAAACUCUACUCUCAGCCAUAGGAGCGCUGAGAAUUUCUCUCAGCCAUAACAUGCAGAUGCAUGCACGCCCAUCUGAUUUGUGGCCGGUGAGGAUUCAUCCUUGUAUCUGUUAAUUAUUCAGAGGUUUUUUUAUUCUUGUAAGAAACCUUCUACUAGGGUAAUUGUUAGGAAGGCGCUGCCGGUUUUCUAGUUCUAACUAUUUUAUGACUAAUUCCCAGUUUGCUCACCCUCAUGAUGUUUGAUUUAUAGAAUGGUUUCUUCAAUUAUUCCACUUCAUCAGAGAUCGAUCAAUCAAUCAAUCAAUGAAUACGUGAACUGGGCUUGGGAAUCAUCCUAACUAAAUAUUAAUUGAGCUAUCGUAAAUGAAUUGUAAACAACUUCUGCUGCUGAAUCAUUGAGAACUUUGUCUGGGGCUACUUCUAUUGGAAACUUUGUGAAUUUCUGCCUGAGAUGGGGAAAACGAAGGACUAGUUCCUUCUCGUUCAAAGGUCUGAUGCUCAUGCUUAUAAGAGAGGGGCUGUUAGUGAGCACUGUUCUAUCUUCUAUACUGAGCUUUUACGGGAGGGUCAGGUUCUAUUUAAUUAAUUUCGAUACUCUUCUAUUAAGAAAUCCAGUGGGCCCACUAAUGUGUCCGUUUGAUUAAACCACCCUUUUAAUAUGUCCUCAAGCAUGCAUUUAACCAAAAUAUCCUAAUAAUGAAGCCGAAUGGGCCACCUUAAGGUAUGGUUAGCAGCCCCAGAUUCGUCCACCUGGACCAUUCCGCAAGCACUUGUGAUUUGGGUUGGGUAAGUAUUUUUUGUGGGCGUGUUCUCAUACUCAAUUCCUACUACAUGUAAGAAAAUAAUACCGGCUCGUUGUUGCAAUCUCUGGUGUAUGUUUGAGUUGUCUUGUUGACUUUUUUGUUUUUAGGAAACUUGUCCUUCCUUUUCUUGUUUUCUUGAAGUUUUUUUUCGGAAAUUCAUCUCAGGACAAGAAAGUUGUUUCAUCUGUUCUGCUUGGAUCUCAAUGGUUUGUGGAAUAUUCUUUGAUGAUAAAAUAUCUGAAAGCCUUGACCAUCGUUGACUUAUUGUUUUUUUCCUUACCCUUUGUUUGCAUCAGUUUGUCGGAAAUGUAUUUAUGAAAAACUGACUGAGGAAGAGGUGGAUUUCUGUCCAACUUGCAAAAUUGAUCUGGGUUGUUCCCCAGUCGAGAAGCUCAGGUGAACUUUUUCUUAUCCAUUUCUUUUUUUUCUCAUUGAUAUUCUACCGAGUAUUUCUGGCUUGGCAUAGUAAUAAUACUCAGAGUUUGGGAUCAGUGUAUUAGCUUAUGACUUAGACUGGGAAAAAUUACUUGGACUUCAACUGUUCCUUUUAAAUCAAAAGAUUCCUUAUAAAGGAACCUUCAAUUGGUGACUUGGUCAAUCCUAAUGUUUAUCUAGUGCUGGAAUUUUGGAAAAUUUCAUGAUUUCAGACUGAAUUACCUAACCCUGAUGGACCCACAUUUUAAUUAUUAGAUAAUAGUAUGGUGAAGUAUGUUUUAAACAAUUUUUUAUUUACUUGCAUGAAAAAAAAAUGUCAUUUUUUUGUGAUCUUACUAUUACGAAUGACAUUUAAAUCGUUCUGAGGAUUAUAUUCUUGAAAAACUGAUCCAACUUGUUCGAGUUGGACCAAUUCAGACUGGGUAAAUGUACCCUGAUUUAUGCACAUUUCAAUUCUUCAUUUUUAGCAUAUUAGGCAUAAUUUUAGUCAUCCGUGCCAUUGUAGAAUGACCAACAGAUCCAUUGAAGGGGGUAGUGCCCUUGUGUGAGAUCUAUUGCCUAGUCUUUCCAUCCUGUAGUUACAGGUGAAGGGCUCAACAUGGAAACAGUUGAGUUGAGGCAAUGGAGAUCUAAACACAAAUUUGAGAACAACCCUUCAAAGCUGAAAAAGAAUAACCCAUUGGGUCUAAUGUUUUUAAAUGAUAUGGAUUUCCGUGUUGAUGAUCUUUUCGGUUGACAUUCUGUGAUAUUUGACAUUUUCUCAUAAUCAUACAACCUAUGGCUCCACCUGAUGAGAUGCAGGCCAGAUCACAAUCUUCAAGACGUGAGAGCAAAACUUUUCCCCCUAAAAAGAAGGAGAAUCAACAUCCCCGAAGUAGCUCCUGUUACAUUGCCCAUACGACGAAAGGAGAGAUCGCUUUCUUCAUUGGUUGUCAGCACACCCCGCAUGGCAACACAGAGCAGUUUGACUGGGAGGAGGACAAAAGCAACACCCAGAAAGGCUACUGGUUCACACGGCGAUCCAAUAAGAAAAGAAGAUAAUUCUGAAGAGCAGCCGGAGAGCACAAGCUCUGCAGAGACUCUCAGCAGAAUGGCACAGAGUAGAAAGCAGGUAGAGGAGCAGACUACCCAUGAAUCUUGUUCUUGUUCGCCUUCUCAUGUCGUGUCCCUUAGAAAAUUUUGAUUAUUUCUGCAGAAUUCUUCCAGUGUGGAGCCAUCAAACCAGACAUCGACUAAAGACCUAGAGAAUGGGGGGGAAGCUUCUGCCGACAUAACCGAAAUGUGGAAGCCCUUAAAUUGUUUAGUUGAAGCUGCAAAUAGAACAAAGUCUUUUAAAGUCGAUGGGCAAUCCUCUGUUGGUAGGUCUGGACAAAAUAUUGGUCAUGAAACAAAGGCAGGGGGGCAAUCACUUAAGUUGGAAGUGCAGCAUGAUGGUAAUAAAUGUGUCCCUGUAAGUCCAGCUCCAACAAAAGCUCGAAGGAUACAUGGCGUUGGACGGAAAAGGGGUCCUGCUUCAAGGGAGCUUGGAGCAACAACGCAAGCAUUACCUGAAGCCAGUUGUGUGAAACAGGAAACGAGGAUUAGUCCAAUAUGGUUCUCAUUGACUCCUGCUAGAGACCAGUUAAUAAAUUUAUUUAUUUUUCUCAACAAGGGUAUCCUAUGUGAUACAAGUAUUUUUUUUAUAUAUAUUCUUUUAGUUUAUUCUAUUUAAUCAUCGUUUUAGGGAGGAGGAUGCUCGAUUGCCGCAGAUAUCUGCAUCUUAUGUGAGAAUAAAGUGAGUCACCCUUAUGCUAAGUUAUUAUUGUUAAAUAUCGCUUGAUAUAAUCAUGCCUAUUGAUUGACUAACGUGUGGUUUUGGAAUCUUGGUUAUUGAUUUUUUAUUAUGAAUGUAGAUGUUCUACCACGUUUCAUAGAGCCACUUAGACAACCAUGAUGGGACUGUCAAUCUUUUCUUGUUUGACUAAGAUGCCACUGACCCUGAGAGCUUUGGCCAAGGAUCUCUUUUUCCUUAGGGUACUUUAAAACUAGCUUGGGCACCAAGAAAGUGAAAGAGAAAUUAUUUGGUGAAGCAUUUUGAAGGGAAGAGAAUGUGAUCUGGUUUCUAAUUAUAUCGGUUCUCUGAUUUCAUUCAAUUUUUAUAAGUUGAUUAAUGAUUUUUUAAUAGUUGAACCAAUUAUGAAGACAUUCACGCUUGUCGCUAUAGAAGACAUUUUGAGGAAAAUAUAGUUUAAAUCCUCAUCGAGGUCAACUAUGCUGGCAUUUACGAUGGAUUGAGGUCUCCCAGAUUUGAUUUCAUGAGAAUCAGAAAAAUUCACCAGAAAAUUGUGUCGAGUUGUAGAAAUUGUUGCGAUUGGUCUUUGGUUUUUUCAGUCAGAAUAUAUGAACAAAAAAGUAAAUUUCUAACCUUUAAAUAUUCCCUAGUAUUCCUAGAAAAACGUAAUAAAACAGAGGUUCUAUAAAUGACUAUUUACAAGGUAAAAUUCUUCUAUCCCCUGGCCUCAUCACCCCCCCAGUGGUCAUGAUCCUGGAACUGACCUUCAGUUUUCUUUCUAGGCGUGGUAUGCUGGGCUUUUUCAGGUGCGGAAAUAAAGAUAAAGAGACAGUAAAGGUAUUCAUGGAGGACAACGAAAAGGGAUAGAGGAAGAAGCUAAUGGAAAUGGGCUUCCUCUUUUCUAUCUUUAUCUGUUUUCUUCCAUUUUUCCAUCACCCGUGGGAAGAAAAAUACUGUAAAAAUGGCUCUAGAUCUUUGAUAGUCGUGACCUCUAGUCCCCCCACCCCCCAAGAAAAAGCUAGAAGUAAGCAUAUAAUAUAUAAAUAAUAAAAUAAAAUAAAUACAUAAAAAUUAAAUAAAAGGACAGGAAUAACAUUAUGAACCGUUUUUUUCUGUAUUCUCUUUCUUCUGUUUUUCUCUCUCAAACAACUUGGAUUCCCUAUCCUGUAAAUAGCUAUCUGGCACUUGUACUUUUUUUGGAUUACAUUAAGCGUCUUGGAUAGCUUUCAAUAUAUUGAAAUCUCAGCGUAGAAUAAUGCAUUACUUGGGAAAUAAUUCGUGGCAAUGCUGACUUUAACUCUUGGAUAUCACCUGUAUGCAUUUCAUGGUUAAUGAUGUUACCGUUUGGCCCCCUAGAUAUAUAUUUUAAGCUGACUUCGCAUAUCCUUGCACACAUAUUUUUUUUGAAACUUUCUGACCUGCCAUCGUGUUUGUGAAUUUUCCCUUUAUCCAUUAAUGUCCUUAGACAUUUAAAAUGUUUUCAUUAAUCUAGGAAUUGCCUUUUUUUUUAAAUAGGGAUUGUAAUCUACCAGUUUUAUUCAUUCAAAAGUACUUGGCCAAGAAGCUUGACCUUGCCAGUGAGACAGAGGUGAAAUCUCUUUCCAAUAUUUCCUUUAACAUUUUACAUCGUCUCUGAAUUAUCCCAGAUGAAAUAAAGUUAGAUCAGAAGAUGCAUGCUAAUGUUACCUUUUUCUUGCUCUAAGUGAGAAUUCUGUGUCCUAAGGAAAACUACACUACAUCAAAGAAAAUGUGAGAUCAUCUUUCCUGCUUAACUUUCCCUUCUUACUCUGGAACUUGACAGUUUUUGCAUCCUUUAUGUGCAUGGGAGUACACGUUUGAGAAGUAGAAAUUUUUUUGAUGAUAUUUUGGUAGAAAAUUUAUUCUCGUAUUUAGCUAGUCAUGUGUUUGGAAGUAGAAAUUUGAUCUCACUAAGUUUUAAGAAAAAAAAGGAUGAUACCAAGUGCCAAUCUCCAUAACCUUUAAUCAGAAGGAUUGGGCAGAAAUAGAAAUGAAAAGGAUAGUUUUGAGGAUGUUAAUUUCCUAAUGAAUGACAGAAAGGAUGGUUACAAGUCAAGGAUGACGGUCUCCUUAAAUAUUUCCACACUUUGAGACAUUUAGGCCUAGAAAUAUAAGAUCUUAUUUUCUCUUGAUCUAGUGGGAGAAUGAGAGGCCCACUUCGUCUUCUUUACACAUACACAGAGAUAGAGAGAGAGAGAGAGAGAGAGAGAGAGAGAGAGAGAGAGAGAGAGAGAGAGAGAGAUGUAACUAAUCAUCAAAUCCCCAAGUUCCAGGUAUAUAUACCCUGCUGCCAACGAACCAUAGUUUAUCCGGGUACCACAUGCCUACAAGACCUUCCAGAAGUGUUAUACAUACAAGUUUAUUUAUUACAAUAAAAAAUGUAGAAUGUAAUAUGAAGCAGUAGCAUAUGCACAAAACCCAGUGCACACCCACCCUUUAUUGUUCUCCGUAAUAUGCACAGGCAUCAGUAGAUUAUACUCGGUGAUGAUGGUGUACUAGAAAAUGUGGCCAUUGCUAGGUUAGUAGAUGAAGCCCCCCAAUCACUUUCAUGAAUUUUCUACCCCUAUUUUUGGGCAGAAGCGAAAACAUUAAAUGCACGACAGAAUUGAAAUAUCCCAUUCAAUUUCAUACCCGGUAGAAUUUAGAUCAGUGAAAAAAGUGGUUUUAUACUCUCGUCAUUCCUUAUUACUUUAUUCUUGCUAAUACUGAACCAGGAAGUACGUAGGUUUGAUCUUAGCAAUGAUUGUGUUGGAAUGUCUGGGCAAAUUUAUUGUUUAUUAAUCCAAUUUAUUUUUUAUUUUUUAAACUUACGUAAUUAUUGUUUAUUAUUAGCCAUUUUUUGGCCCAAACCUUGGAAAUUUUAGUGGUUUGAUGAGCAUCUCUGCGUCAUAAUGAUUGAGUAAAUAAUGGGCUUGGAGUGUUGAUGAUAAAAAAACCGAUUUCCUUUUUUCUUUUUUCAAGGCCAGGAGAUAAUGAUGAUGAUAGCUAGACAUAUAGAUGGAAAACUCUUUGCCCUCACAGAACUUGCUCAUCAUGAUCUGAUCGGUUGAUCUGGACAAAUAUCGCGUCACUUGUUCUCAAUAUGUGCUGCCAUUUCAGCCGCCUGAUUGGGUCCAGAUGGGUCUAAUUCUUCUUGGCCCUUCUGCUAUCGACCAGCUUAUUCUGUCUAAAUCAUCUAGCACAAACACACAGAUGUAUAUAUAGAUAUAUAUAUAUAUAUAUAUAUAUAUAUAAUAUAUAUAUAUACUAUGCUGGUUCAGAAUUCUCCACCUGAGAUUGAUCCAAUGAAGAAUCGGCCGCGAUCGUUUGAUGUCAGAAGGCAUCUGUGUCUUCAUUCCCAUUCCCAUUUAUGGCUUUUGGCGUUCUCUUCGUGGUGUGAGGUCUCAACUCCGGCUGGCUCGAACUUUGUGCAGGUGGAGAUCACAUGCAGAGGGCAGCCCGUCUCCCCAGCGCUGGCGAUGUGGGAGUUGGCGGGAUUGUGGCUGCAGGCAGGCCCGUCACAGCGGGCCCCGGCAUCGAUUGGCACCUCAGCUGAGGAUUUUGUGAUGGCACUCGGAUAUGCCCGAAGGGCCAUCUCUGCCUAG
Messenger RNA from Spirodela intermedia, 7300 nucleotides. Lineage: Eukaryota; Viridiplantae; Streptophyta; Magnoliopsida; Alismatales; Araceae. The record is from the annotation of a GenBank genome assembly.